Molecule: messenger RNA, 5590 nt
Organism: Anopheles coluzzii
Lineage: Eukaryota; Metazoa; Arthropoda; Insecta; Diptera; Culicidae
Product: F-box/LRR-repeat protein 16
Exons: 6
Coding region: 951-2654 (567 amino acids)
Molecular function (GO): protein binding
Source: RefSeq, a predicted model, not a curated record
GCAGUAAUCUACCCUUUUCCGCGUUUUGGGCAGGGGUUUUUUGAUGAGUUGGACAGGGGAAGGGGAAGGAAAACAUCCAACAUAAUAUGCGAAGGUAUGUUUUUGAAUAAUCUCUCUCCACAGCGCUUGUUGGAAUCGGCAUUCGGAGUCGAAAGAGGUGAAAAAGGGGGGGUAACUAAAAUAAAACAACAAUCCUCCGCUCCCGUUUUCUCUUUUUAAGGGGGCUGACGGAAUUCGGUUGACACAUUCCGCUCUCUCAACGGAUCAAUCCGUGUGCCGGCUGUGUGUGGGGCUGACGAAGAUGGGAUUUUGAGGAAGCGGGUGCCGUAUUUUGCUUACAUACCUGAAACUCUUCCCAUUUCUCGCCGAGCGAUAGCGAAAAAACAAACCCCCCUAAGGGGGAAACGAAAAAAGGGGAAAAACAAACAGCAAAAGCAAAACAUUAUGCCCCGAUGAGAUAUGUACUAACGGUGCCGGGGUUGCGUUUCGGUGUGCGAGUGCCAGCGUUUGCGUGCGGUUUGGGAAAUUUUUGGGGUACACUUUUGCUCACAGCAGGCGCCGAUCGCGCUCAGUCAGUGUUCCCGUGGAUACGGCCGAAAGAACAAGUGUGUGAUUUUUCUUUUCUGAAGGGACAAACACGAACGACGCAGCGAUGUGAAUUGCGAUGGCAUAAUUCGAGCUUCGACUAGAAUCCACGGGUGAUUGAAGUGAGCUGUGCGUGUGUGGUGCUAGUGUUGGCGUUUCUCUAUCCCAGCAAGCAUUCGUUUUGGUGAAACGUGAAAAAAAGAAAAAGGCUCCGAUCAACGGAAAAGUGUUGACCGAGUGACCCCCGGUGCGAGUGUGUUUGUGUGUGCCUACGCAAAAGUGGCCCACGGCACUUGGCCACUUUCGGGUGUGUGUGUGCGUGUGUUUGUGUGUGAGUGUGUGUGUGUACCGCGGCUUCGUGCUGAAUGUUGAAGAUGUCCUCCAUAUCCGCCCAGGGAGUGGUUGAGCGUGCCUCGGCCGAACUAUCGAAACGCAUCAACGGCCUUGGGCUGCGGUCGAAGCACCAUCAUGGCAGUGGCGGUGGUGGCGGCGGCGGCGGUGGCAAAUCGGGCGAGAAGGCCAGCGUGAUGGAGCGCGUCACGAACGUGCUUUGCGGUGGCAGCAGCUCCAGCAACUCCAGCAACGCCGCCAAUCUCACCAUCCAAACCGCUGGCCAGUCACAGUCGGGCGGUGGUGGAGGAAUCACUGGCGGAGGUGGUGGUGGUGGCCACGCUCCCGAGAAACCGUCCCGUGUGUCCAACACAACCGGGGGAGGUAACAGUGCGGGCGGCAAGGGCUCGAUGCUUGGCAUGGGCGCCGGACCCGGUGGCAAAUCGCAGUCCAACACACCGCAGUCGCUGCGCAAGAUUGGCCACCAGCAGCAUGGCGGCGGCAUGAACCAUCACCAUCUCGGGGGAGCGGGCAAGAUGGGCCAGUCGCAGCUGGCUCUGCCGCAGAUACUGACGAUCGAGCAGCUGCUGCAGGACGAACGCUUCCUAGCCCGGUUCUUCCUGUACUUUACGUCGUACGAGCGGUGCACUCUGGCGCAGGUCUGCCAGAAGUGGCGCGAUCUGCUGUACCGCAGCCCGCGCUACUGGAGCGGCCUGGUGCCGGUGCUGCAGUGUCGCGAGCUGCGCCAGACCACCAACCAGGACCGGGUGAAGCUGUACAACUCGCUGAUUCGGCGCAGCUUCCACGCCGUCUGUCUGAUGGGAGCGACCGACGAGGAUGCGCUGGAUUUGGUACAUUCGUUCCCGCUCGCCUCGAAACACGUCCACUCGCUGAGUCUGCGGUGCUCGUCGAUCAGCGAUCGGGGUCUGGAGGCACUGCUGGAUCACUUACAGUCCCUGUUCGAGCUGGAGCUGGCCGGGUGUAAUGAGAUUACCGAGGCCGGUCUGUGGGCGUGCCUGACGCCAAGGAUAGUGUCACUCUCGCUGGCGGAUUGCAUCAAUGUGGCCGACGAAGCGGUCGGAGCCGUCGCACAACUGUUGCCUUCACUGUAUGAAUUUUCGCUGCAGGCCUACCACGUGACAGACGCAGCGUUAGGUUACUUUUCGCCCAAGCAAAGCCACAGCCUAAGCAUUCUCCGGUUGCAGUCCUGCUGGGAGCUUACGAACCACGGUGUCGUCAACAUUGUACACUCUCUGCCACAUUUGACCGUGCUGUCGCUGUCCGGCUGCAGCAAGGUGACGGAUGACGGUGUGGAGCUGAUUGCGGAAAACCUCCAGAAGCUAAGGGCACUCGAUCUGUCCUGGUGCCCCCGGAUAACGGAUGCCGCCCUCGAGUACAUUGCCUGUGAUCUGAACCAACUGGAGGAGCUAACGCUGGAUCGCUGCGUGCACAUCACCGACAUCGGCGUGGGCUACAUCUCCACCAUGCUGUCGCUGUCCGCCCUGUUCCUGCGCUGGUGCACCCAGAUCCGGGACUUUGGCCUGCAGCAUCUCUGCUCGAUGCGCAACCUGCAGGUGCUGUCCCUGGCCGGCUGCCCGCUGCUCACCUCGUCCGGCCUGUCCAGCCUGAUCCAGCUGCGCCACCUGCAGGAGCUGGAGCUGACCAACUGUCCCGGCGCGUCCCAGGAGCUGUUCGGCUACCUUCGCGAACAUCUGCCCCGCUGUCUGCUGAUCGAAUAAUCCCAUUCCGGGCACCAACCGCGCAACUCGACCGCCGUUCGAUGACACGUGCAAGCGAGAUCUUCGCUGCCGACGUUCGCUUCCUCCUUCCCGCUUGCUUUCGCUCUCGUUGGAACGUUUUUUGGAGCGAGCUGGAAAGAGGGAAAGCUGCGAACAAAGCUGAUUGGCCUACGCAAAACCUGCCCUCUCUACAUCCAACCUCUGUCGAUUGUGUUUAGCGGAGACAAACCAGGUUGGGAUUUAGUAAUUGUAACGUUUAAUUAGACAAAAAGCGAGGGACGGUGGUGGAACAUUCAGUUUAGUUUUCUUUUCUUUUUAUGUGAGCUUCUUUGCUCUUCUUUUUAACGCAAUUUAUAAGGCAGCUGCCAGCUAAUGCGUAGUUUUUACAACACUAUUUUUACUUACCUUUUUACGCGCAUACUUUCGUGGCUUGUAAACGGAACAGUCACUUUGGCCGUCGACUCCAACACAUGCAGGAGAGAGGAAAACUAUUUUUUAUGGCAACCACGAAUACUUACUGAUUGGUUUUUUUUAUGUGUAAAGCCCUGAUCUCACUUGUUAAAUGACCCUCGAGCAAGGAAACUCAAAAUUAAUGUUAACGUAAAAAAAGAACAGCAAAAAAGGGUAGAAUAAGAAAAGGGCAACAAAGGGAAAGAAGCCUGCAAUUGCUAAAACAAAAAGAAAACAAAAACAAACAAAAAUAAUCUAAUUUUGUCGAAUGUUAAAUGGCUGUGUAGAUAAGAGAGUGUAUAAAACCCUAAUGCAGAAUGAGAAGAAAGAGAAAUUGAUUUAAAAAAAGAAGCAAAGGAAAAACACGCUACGCUACAAACUAAUACAAACAAACAAAACAACACAAGAUGAACAAACAAACAAACAAACAAAAACUACUUCUUACUACUAACACACUCAAACGAUGAGGAUUCGGAGUGUGUUACUGAGUAAUUAGCAAAGCAAAGCAAAAUCCAAAAACCAAAAUACAACGGUGUGUGAUGAAUGUGGUGGUGUUGGUGGAUAUGUUUAACAAAAAACUGAAUGUUUUGGUGGUAGUAGCCAACUAUUAAGUAAUGUGUUAUAUGGAGGAAAAAGUAGAACACACACACUAACAGACACACAUACAGAUUUGUUACAGCUGCAAAUGCACAGCAGCAGAUAGAGAAACACGUUUAGUAAAGUAUAGCGGGAGUAGCGAUGAAUAAGCGAUGAACAAGCGACAAGAGAUACAUACAGAUACACUAAAACUAAUUAGAAAAGGAAAAACCGGGCGGUAUUAUGCUAAUAUAUUAUAGAAAUGGUUGAAAUACACAAUUGGUACAAUUUAAUGUAUGAAGAGUAAUGGAAGAAGUAAUAGGACAGUGUGUGUGUGUGUGGCGCAGACACGUAAACACACGACCUUAGUAUUGUAUUGUACAUAUGAUUUUUUUAAACCUGACAAGACUUGACUCCGGAGAAGUGGUGUGCGUGUGUGUGUUCGUGUAAACGAUCGUGUGUUAUAAAGCUGCAACGUAAGCGAAAGAAUAGAGUAGAAGAGAAGACGCAAAACGCGGCAUUACACAAUAAGAAAAUCGGACCGGAGAGGACAAAACAAAGAAAGGAAAAGCAAAAAAAAGCUUACCCCAUAAUGAAACCUUCCUUUCCCCUAGUUGGUUGUAUAAUAAGACAAGGAUAAACUUUGCCCUUAAAACCGCUCAUUUAAAACUGCUGCAAAAGUUGAGAAAGCAAACAACAACCAAACAAGACGAAAUAAAGCCGAAACAAAAACGCUAGAUUGAAAUAGAAAACAAAGGAAUAAACUUUAACAAAACAAAUAGAGAUAAAGACAAAAGACGUGUACGUAAAAACGGAAAACAAAUAAAUAAAUACCGUGAGCUUUAGCUAAAUGAUGAAAGCAAACAAACACACAAACAAUUUAAAGGAAUGAAUGUCCCGCAGUCCCAGUGUGUGAGAGAAUGUUCGAAAUAGGUUCGUUUUUUCCGCCUUCCGUGUGGCUUUCCGGUUCGUUCCUCUGGAAAAGACAAAAAGUAAGUAAGUAAGUUACAUCCAAACGAUGCCAGUAAACCUGUCCCUAACCAAAAACCAAUCAAAUCAAGUAAAGACCGCCCAUGACCAUGACUGAUGAAUAAAUCGAGCUCUGAAAAUUAACUUCAAAUAACUAAACCUAGUGUGUCCGUAGGAGUUGCCGGUGCGCAUACAUGCUAAGUAUUAUUAUUAUUAUUCGUGACACGUGGUGGUGUGCUUUCCCGUUCCGCGUGUGGUUUCGCGUCAAUUUUUCGGAACGUUGUAAAAAUGGAAAAGGACGGAAAGCAUUUGAAACGGUUUGCGCGAUACGAGAGAUAGAAAGAAGGGAUGGAAAAUCAAGUUGUUAUGUAGUCAAAAUUGGAAAGCGAAAUAUUAUAUACAAGCUGCUAAAAACAAAAAAAAGGACACACACUUUUUUACACCAGUUCACCGUUCCACCGCUCCUAACAAAUUCGUAUAAAUUCGUUUAGCUAUAACCAAAUGGAGCGGCACGCCAAAGGCUUUUCGAUCCCUCUUUCUUCUGGUGGCGGGCUUCGCUAGAGAAGCCCGCGCCAGCCACAACAAUCAAAGCUAGGGUCCUUUUAGAUUAGUGCCACCAUUCGUCGAAACCUAGAAGCGCUAUCAAAUGCUACACAAUUGCUAUAGAUUACAACUCCACUCCACUUGCUAGAAGCUCGAAGGGAAGGGAAAUUCGUUUUAUGCUGAAAAAAUAAGAUUACAGAUGAGCGAGGAGAUCGAUGGAACAACAAAAUAAAUGCUUGCUUAAGCACAUUGUUACGAAAGUGGCGCAGAGGAGAGCUGAAGGAUGAAAAGGAAAACUUUCAGUAACGAAAAACUUUACGAUACACAUAAAGCAAACCCCACACCCCAUGUAUAUAAAGUUAUCAACUAAGAAUAGAGCAAAACCAAAAACUCAAAAA